GGAUAGGAUAAGGCGACGAGCCAUUAGGCGCGUGAGACGACGAAGCCAAGUGAAGAGCGCGCGAGUGAUUGAGCCAUGCUAGCCUCGCCGGCGCUCGCCGGCGCCCACUCCAUCCCGGCGUUCAUGUCAGGCAACCUAGGCGUCCGCAUGCCGGCCAUUUCCGCGCUCCCGCACUCGCCGGCGCGGCGGUCCACCCUGGUCGUCGUCGCCAAGGCCAAGGUGUCCACGCCCCAGGCCGACCGCAUCGCCCGCCAUGUCCGCCUCCGCAAGAAGGUCAGUGGCACCACAGAGAGGCCAAGACUCAGUGUUUUCCGCUCAAACAAGCAUUUAUAUGCUCAGGUGAUCGAUGAUACAAAGUCAUGCACUGUAGCUUCAGCUUCAACAAUGCACAAAUCUCUCUCAAAGGACCUUGAGUACUCCGCUGGGCCAACAACUGAAGUGGCACAAAAGAUUGGUGAAGUGAUUGCAAAGUCCUGCUUGGAGAAAGGAAUCACCAAAGUUGUUUUUGAUCGAGGAGGUUUCCUCUACCACGGCCGUAUAAAAGCUCUGGCUGAUGCCGCUAGAGAGAACGGGCUUGAAUUCUGAAUCUUCUGAAUGUUUGUUGAUAUUUCCAGGAUCGGCUGUAAUAUUCUCCUUCUCCCCCCCUCCUGCUGAACGAAGUUCUUUUUGUAGUCAUUUGAGUUGCUCUGCAGACAUGUCACUCUGUAAUUUCACCUGAUCUUUGUAUCAGUGUCGACUCAACCUCGCAAAUGGAAGAUCUAUUUUGUGUUGUGUUAA
This is a messenger RNA of Brachypodium distachyon (stiff brome), 777 nucleotides long. Its product is annotated as 50S ribosomal protein L18, chloroplastic. Gene Ontology annotation, molecular function: 5S rRNA binding; structural constituent of ribosome. The transcript has 3 exons. Gene Ontology annotation, biological process: translation. Gene Ontology annotation, cellular component: ribosome. The record is from RefSeq and is a predicted model, not a curated record. The coding region runs from base 76 to 585 and encodes 169 amino acids. Lineage: Eukaryota; Viridiplantae; Streptophyta; Magnoliopsida; Poales; Poaceae.